CAUAACCAACAACCCGCCUGGUGGUACAGGACCGUACUUCCGGCUACCCUGGAGACUGCCGGUCACAAAUUCAAGUCAGCCUGGGCUAUGGCAGAAUCCAAAACUAAGAAGCCUGAAUUUGCAGCCCGGACUUUGCCUCUAUGGUUAUGUGGAAGCUUGCCUUCCUGGCCACACCUGGAGUCGAAGCCCGUUUUUCCGGAUACUGUCACCCAGAUCUAAACGAACCGAGAAAGUUAGGAGAACUCGAGGGGACUUGGAGAGGUGAGGGUCCUAGGGGAACCCAGAGACCGGGAGGUGGAGGUGAAGGAGAAGAACCAAGAAGACAGACAAACAUCAGUUGAUUGAAGGUGAGAAAGAUAGGGAAUAGUGCCCUGAGCAAAGGCUGGUCUGCCUCAACCAGUCUUCCAGCAAGUGUGGCCACAAAAGCAGGUGUCUUCGACCCCAUAUAUCUGAGGACUGCUCCCUGACCUGGGAGACCCAGCCUCUCCACUUCUACUACAAGAGCCCAGCAUGUGGAACUACAUGUACUUGCUGCCAGUCUUCCUAGUUCUGUGGGCUACGGCUGGCAUCUGGAUUGUCUUUGCAAUUGCGGUGGCUAACGGGACUGUGGACCUCCGGAAAGGCUUCCCCUUUAUCAGUAAAUGUGGGUCUUACGCUCCCCAGAGCUGCAUUUUCGGCCAAGUCCUCAAUAUAGGAGCUGCUCUAGCUAUUUGGAUCUGCAUUGUGCGUUAUCAUCAACUCCGGGACUGGGGAGUCAAAACGUGGCAGAACCAGUUGAUUCUGUGGACCGGGCUCCUCUGUGCCCUGGGAACCUCCAUAGUAGGCAAUUUCCAGGAGACUAACCAGAAGGCCACACACCUGGUAGGGGCCUUUCUGGCCUUCAUCCUGGGCAACCUGUACUUCUGGCUACAAUUCUUUCUGUCCUGGUGGAUGAAGGGCCUGCCCCAACCCGGGCCUCGCUGGAUUAGGUGUCUACGCCAGAGCAUCUGCGUCCUCUCCACCAUCCUCAUCGUGGCCAUGAUCAUCCUGUACUCCCGACGUAUGCGAUCCGCCUCCGCCGCCUGCGAGUGGGCCGUGGCCAUGCUGCUCUUCGUCCUCUUCGGCUUCUUUGCCGUGGACUUCUCCACCUUGCGUGGCUGCACCCUGCAGCUCGAGCCCCGACUGGACUCCAGCCUCCCGCAGCCUGACGCUGAGUCUCCAAAGACACAGACGUCUCAGGUGCUCUGACUAGGCCCCCGACUGUUGCUGGAGGAAGAAAGAGGGGGCCGGGCCGGCUCACACAAGGAUGACCCUGAGGCUGCAGCAGCGGACAGCCAGAUGAUGGAUGCGCGGCCGGGUGGGCUUGCGCUCACCACUCAGAGAGGC
Peromyscus leucopus (white-footed mouse) is the source of this 1365-nucleotide messenger RNA. RefSeq names its product transmembrane protein 150B (gene Tmem150b). The transcript has 7 exons. NCBI's taxonomy places the organism in Eukaryota, Metazoa, Chordata, Mammalia, Rodentia, Cricetidae. The coding region runs from base 511 to 1227 and encodes 238 amino acids. The record is from RefSeq and is a predicted model, not a curated record.